Stereum hirsutum FP-91666 SS1 is the source of this 1099-nucleotide messenger RNA. RefSeq names its product sex determination protein tasselseed-2. The transcript is spliced from 11 exons. The record is from RefSeq and is a predicted model, not a curated record. Lineage: Eukaryota; Fungi; Basidiomycota; Agaricomycetes; Russulales; Stereaceae. The coding region runs from base 60 to 1001 and encodes 313 amino acids.
CCACUGUUGAAGCCGGUGCUUGGAAGUCGGCGCCUUCGUUGUCUUUGCCUUUGACCACCAUGGCGCCUCACAAACAGCCUGCAAUCCAACAGCAAGUCUCCUCUGAUGAGUUUUACAAACGUACCGUCGCACGCAUUCAGGGUAUACAGGGGCACCUCUCUCAGACCCCACGGGGCAAUCGUCUGAAAGGAAAGGUCUGCGUGAUCACAGGUGUCGGCUCUUUGAAAGGCAUUGGCCGCGCAUCGGCCAUGCUCUUUGCACACGAAGGUGCACAACAUCUUUACCUUUUGGACUACUCGGAGGAGAACCUCCCGAAUCUGAAGUCGACGAUAGAGAGAACGUAUCCAGACGUAAAAGUGGCGGUGUUGCAAGCGGAUGCUGCAGAUGAGCAGGCCAUAUCAGGUGUUUGCAAACAGGCCAUGCAAGAAGAGGGACGCCUCGAUGUCUUUUUCGCAAACGCUGGCAUUGCCACCGCUGCCACACUCGACGAUACAGAUGUUGAUACAUGGAACGAGACCAUGAGGAUAAACGCCUUGUCCUGCUUCCUUGCCGUCAAAUACGCAUCUGCAGCGAUGAAAACCCCCAACGCUUCUCGAGGAAAGGAUGUCAGUAGAGGCAGCAUCAUCCUCACUGCAUCUAUCGCGGGUCUCAAUUCUGGCGCUGGUUCAGUAGAUUACAGCGCAAGUAAAGCAGCUGUCAACUCAAUCGCAAAAACCAGCGCAUGGCAGCUACAACGCUCCGACGUUCGAGUUAACUCCAUAUGUCCUGGUUUGAUUGAAACAGGCAUGACAGUCGGGACCUUCGACUAUGCUCGCUCACGAGGCACCGGGGCCAAGAUAGGCCAACUGAAUCCUAUGGGCAGAUAUGGAGUCGCCGAAGAAAUUGCACAAGCUGCUCUAUUCUUGGCUUCAGAUGACUCCAGCUAUGUGAAUGGCCAGAACUUUGCAGUCGACGGUGGUCUCACUAGUUCAGUGCCUGUGGUCCCUGGGAAGUUUGCCUAGGCUGCUCAUGUUCAUUUUCCUAUCUAAAAUGCUAUUUCCGAUUGUACUCUAGUGUCGUGUCUCGCUCUCGCAAUAAGCCUUGAUAUUCAGUCUUGACC